UAAAGCUGAAGACGAACGUUCACUUCAGAGGAGAGGCAGGCUCUGCUCCCCCACCAAUCAGCAGUCAAACGUUUGGAUCAAUAGGAUCAGGUGUGACAGAGCACCUGUGCUGCGAACCCACGCACAGAUCCAUAAAUAUUACAGAUCAAUGAUUAAAAACGUAAGACGUGGCUCGUAAAAGGCUGAGAUGAACUCAAUUACCCUUUUCUGAUUGACUUACCUGAUUGACUGUUAUUGAUGACUGAUCAUCGAGGGUAAACAUGAAGAAAAUCUGUGACUUUUCAACAUAAAUGAAAACUUUAGCGUUAUGACGUCACAUACAUGAGGGACAGGAAGCGUUUGAUGGUCCGGGGUCUCCUCCUGCUGGACCCAGGACCGAACCGGAAACCAAACACUGACGGGCUUUUAUUUUGUAAAGAGGAAAUGCGGUGUUUUAUUGCGGAGCGCUUCACAGCAGCUCCCUCACGAGGCGGGAUCAGCUGGUGGGAACUGAGUCACCACUUCCCGGAGAGCAGCACCGAGAGAAGCUCACGCCGCCGAUCAGCUCUGAUACCGAGAGCUUCACCUGAGCGCGAGCCCGCGGCUGAACAGACUCUCGUCCUCAGAGCGAGUCCACGGUUGCGGUCCGGUCCAGAGAGCUGACAUGGCUGUCGCAGGCGGAGCAUCCUCCUCUGUCCUCGUGUCUUCAGCAAAGGAAACGGCGGCGCUGAAGGUGAACCCGGCUGACGUCCCUGCCCUGGAGAUCAAACUAGGAGCGCUGGCGGUCCUGCUGUCAGUCACGCUGCUGUUCGGAUUUGCCCCGCUCUGCAUCGUCCGAGGGGCGGGGCGCUUCAGCGUGCAGCCAGAUUUAAGGCGCCUGCUGCUGAGCUUGAUCAGCUGUUUUGCUGGAGGCGUGUUCUUCGCCACCUGCCUGCUGGACCUGCUGCCCGACUACCUGCAGAGCAUCAACGAGGCCUUCAGCAGCGCCGGGAUUAAGCUGCAGUUCCCCCUGCCCGAGUUCAUCGUGGCUAUGGGCUUCUUCCUGGUCCUGGUCCUGGAGCAAAUCAUCCUGGCCUUCAAGGACCAGACGUCGCCGUCCCCGGAGGAACGGCGCUCUCUGCUGGUGGACUCCAGCAUUCAAUCCAACGAUCACCGCCGCCGGGGCUCAGCGGACUCGGACGGUCACUUCCACGUGGACUUUGGUUCUCAGUCCGCCCUGCGCGCCUUCAUCCUGGUCUUCUCGCUGUCGCUGCACUCGGUGUUCGAGGGGCUGGCGGUGGGGCUGCUGGAGGAGGGGCAGGAGGUGCUGGAGAUCUGCCUCGCCCUGAUGAUCCACAAGAGCAUCAUCUCCUUCAGCCUAACCGUGAAGCUGUGUCAGGCCCGGCUGCGUCGCUCCGUGGUGGUCGGCUGCCUGCUGCUGUUCGCCGUCAUGUCGCCGCUGGGCGUCGGCCUGGGCGUCGGCCUCACCGAGACCAAGACAUCGCCGGGGCACCAGCUGGCCCGCUGCACGCUGGAGGGGCUGGCGGCGGGAACCUUCAUCUACAUCACCUUCAUGGAGAUCCUACCGCACGAGCUCGCCGCCGGCAGGAACCGCAUCACCAAGGUGGCCAUGCUGCUGGUGGGCUUUGCCAUGGUGACCGCCGUGCUGUUCAUCAAACUGUAGAGGCAGACGGCGAGAGGGCGAGCUCCGUGUGCGACUUCAGAGACGUCGCAUGGUUCAGAGCUUCAUUAGGAACACGUGUUUAA
Messenger RNA from Maylandia zebra (zebra mbuna), 1725 nucleotides. RefSeq names its product zinc transporter ZIP1. Gene Ontology annotation, biological process: zinc ion transmembrane transport. Lineage: Eukaryota; Metazoa; Chordata; Actinopteri; Cichliformes; Cichlidae. Gene Ontology annotation, cellular component: plasma membrane. The record is from RefSeq and is a predicted model, not a curated record. Gene Ontology annotation, molecular function: zinc ion transmembrane transporter activity.